CAAACAAAUAAUAUAUAUAAAACAAUGGAUGAUGGCAGAGAAUCAAUAGAGGUGCUGCCAACUGAACAUGAGAUUGAGGAGAAGAAGAAUGGUAAGCGUCAGAAACAAAAGGUUCCUCUACAGCCUGGUCACAGUCAAUUGGAUUGGAUGAGGAUCCAGAGCGGAAGACACAUGUCACAACAGGCUCGUCAUGGUCAAAUCUUCUCAAUCGAGGAGUUGAAGAAACACAAUAGACCAGACGAUGCUUGGACCGUAUACAAAGGAAGAGUGUACGAUAUCACUUCUUACUUUAGCUACCAUCCAGGUGGUGAUGUCCAACUAGCAAGGGCUGCUGGAAAGGACUGCACCAAGAUGUUUGAGUUUAGACAUGGAUGGGUUAACUUUGAAGCAAUGAUGGAUAAGUUAUUCAUAGGUUAUCUGGAA
Messenger RNA from Acytostelium subglobosum LB1, 423 nucleotides. RefSeq lists its product as hypothetical. The transcript is spliced from 2 exons. The annotation marks the transcript as partial. The record is from RefSeq and is a predicted model, not a curated record. Lineage: Eukaryota; Evosea; Eumycetozoa; Acytosteliales; Acytosteliaceae.